Molecule: messenger RNA, 771 nt
Organism: Zonotrichia leucophrys gambelii
Lineage: Eukaryota; Metazoa; Chordata; Aves; Passeriformes; Passerellidae
Product: oocyte zinc finger protein XlCOF15-like
Exons: 3
Biological process (GO): regulation of transcription by RNA polymerase II
Cellular component (GO): nucleus
Molecular function (GO): RNA polymerase II cis-regulatory region sequence-specific DNA binding; DNA-binding transcription factor activity, RNA polymerase II-specific
Source: RefSeq, a predicted model, not a curated record
AUGCGCAGCGCCGCGUCCGCCUCCAAGACCCGCCCCGCCGACGCGGCCGCCACUCCAGGUGAUCCUGUCUCCGCCUGUCCAGGCAGUCCUGCCCACGGCUUCACCGGCUUCCCCGCCUGCGAAGGUGGACAGAGCUUCUGCCAGAGCUCAGAACUGGUGUUCCAUGAGCAACUUUAUGAUGGGGAGGAGCCCCACAAGUGCUUGGAGUAUGGGAAGAGCUUCAGGCAGAGCAGCACCCGGAUUAGCCACCAGAUGAUCCACACCGGGGAAUGGCCCUACAAGUGUGGGGAAUGUGGGAAAAGCUUCAGCUGCAGCUCUGCCCUCAUCAGGCACCAACACAUCCACACUGGGGCGAGGCCCUAGGAGUGUCCCCAGUGUCAGAAGAAGUUUCGGACCAGCUCCAAUCUCCUCCAGCACCAGCGGAUGCACACUGAGGAGAGGCCUUUCCUCUGCCCUGACUGUGGUAAGGGCUUCAAGUGCAAGUCCAGCCUCAUCACCCACCAACGCAUCCACAUCGGGGAGAGGCCCUAUGAAUGUCCCGAGUGUGGGAAGAGGUUUCGGAUCAGCUCCAAUCUCCUCCACCACAAGCGAAUUCACACUGGCGAGAGGCCCUUCAGCUGCCCUGAAUGUGGGAAGGGCUUCAAGCACAACUCCAACCUGGUCACCCACCGGCGCAUCCACAAUAGGGAGAGGCCCUACAAGUGUCCCCAGUGUGGGAAGAGCUUCAUCCAGAGCUCUGCCUUGACCAGUCACCAACGGAGGCACCGGUAA